Messenger RNA from Selaginella moellendorffii, 2507 nucleotides. Its product is annotated as citrate synthase 3, peroxisomal. The record is from RefSeq and is a predicted model, not a curated record. Gene Ontology annotation, molecular function: acyltransferase activity, acyl groups converted into alkyl on transfer. Bases 35 to 1330 code for a protein of 431 amino acids. Lineage: Eukaryota; Viridiplantae; Streptophyta; Lycopodiopsida; Selaginellales; Selaginellaceae. The transcript has 14 exons. Gene Ontology annotation, biological process: tricarboxylic acid cycle.
AGAGAACUUCAGAGAGCUGAAUAUCAAAACCAUUAUGGAUGAGCAUCAAGCUUUGGGUGGCGGCCCUGGUUUACUCACAAUUGCAGAUACCAGGACAGGGCUUGAAUUUGAGCUUGAGAUCAAACAGGGUGGAAUUGUUUUGGCCAAAGAAAUGAUCAACAAGGCCGCAGCACAAGAUGGUGAUCUGCUGCUAUUUGACCCCGGAUAUUUCAACACUGCAGUCACCAAGUUUGCAAUCUCGCUCGCCAAUGGGAAUGACGGGACGCUCAAAUUUAGGGGCUACCCAGUGGAGGAACUUGCACAACAUUGCACAUUCUUACAAGUUGCUUACCUUCUAAUCUAUGGAGAUUUGGCAUCCAAGGCCAAGCUUUCGAGAUUUGAGGAUAGCGUCAGGAAGGAAACUUGCUGUCACAAAGGAGCUAUGGGCCUGAUAAAGAGUCAGCCAAAGAAUGCACACGCAAUGGGGUUGCUGGCAACUGCUAUUAGCUCCAUGUCUUCGUUUUACCCACAGCCUGAUGUGGGUGCAUACCAGGACAAACAUGUCCAAGACCAGCUCAUUGCACGCGUACUUGGUCAGAUACCUAUUUAUAUCGCACAUAUAUUCCAGCAUGCAGAGGGUAUGGUUCUGCCAAAUCCAUCUUCUGAGCUUCCAUACGUUGCCAACUUUCGUUACAUGCAUAUGUUCCAUAAUACCAGCCCAACAAGGUCUUCUCCGCUAUUGGCUCGCAUUCUUGAGAGGCUGCUCAUUGUGCAUAUGGAACAUGAGCUUAGCUGUUCAUCUGCUGCUGUACGACACCUUGUGUCAUGUGGCGUGGAUCUAUACACUUGUUUAGCAGCAGGAGUUGCAACACUAGGAGGCCCGUUUCACGGAGGUGCAAAUGAGGCAUGUGCAAACAUGAUUCAGGAGAUUGGAACCGUCGACAAUAUCCCAGCCUAUCUAGAGGCUGUAAAAAACAAGAAGAAGAAGUUGUUUGGAUUUGGCCAUCGAAUCCAUAGGGCAUAUGAAAUACGUGUCAAGGUAAUUCGGCAGCUGGCAGAAGAUGCAUUUGAGAUUGUAGGGCAUGACCCGCUCAUCAAGGUGUCAGACGCAUUAGCAGAAGCCGCUCUCUCAGAUGAGUACUUCAUCAAGCGGAAACUUUAUCCCAAUAUCGACUUUUACUCUUGGAUUGUUUUCAAAGCUCUUGGAUUUCAAGGAAACUUUCCACUCCUGUUUGCAUUGGCUCGUGUUGUUGGCUACCUAGCACACUGGAAAGAAUGCCUUGACUUGCGUGACAACAAGAUUGUGAGACCUCGUCAAUUGUACAUUGGUGAAUGGCUUCAGCAUUAUUAAUGACAAUAAUAAUUACCCUUUUACCCAUUAAAUUCUGGAGUUUGUGAUGCUAAUCGCAUGUGAUUUGACCGCAUGGGCCUUGGGAAACAUCAACAAGGAGAUCAAGAUCCAGUUUAUCAACCAGAAACAUUACCACCAUAUAUAUAUAUAUAUAUAGCCCAACUAAGAAGCAUGGGAACCUACCUACAUGGAAUGCAAUGAAAGUUAUCUUCUCUCUAGUCCCUUUAUCCAUGCUGUUUGUAGCAAACAACGUUCCCUAGGCGUCUUUCCUCCAUGCGCCGAAAGGCAAACCGCUGGCCUUCUAGAGCUCGUGCAGUACUCCAAACAGAUUGAGCUUGAGCAGCCGGGCCUUGGUGAUGCUGCUCACCCUCACCAAGCUGCAUCUCUCGCGUGCGUCACAAGUACCCCUUUUUGCCAAACCCCGUCAUAUGUGGUGCCUCAGGAACACUACCAUGUCUAUUGCAUGAUCGAAGAGAAGGGAUUCCAGCUCCAUUUCUGGCAUCACACAUCUCCCUCGCGAUCUCUCUUUGCACAAUUUAGAUUCUGGAUGGAUCGUUCCAGGCAGCAGUGUUGAAAAUGCUGUGCCCGUGGCAAUCCACGGCCUUAGCUGUGGCAUGGCUGUGGCAAUCCAUGGCCUUUGCCAUGGCAACAUGGCCAUGGCUGCUAUGGCCUGGGAAAUCCGUGGCGAUUGCUUGCCAAGGCUGGAUUGCCACGGCCAUGGCAGCUUUGUUUGGGUGGGAUCCUGUCUGUGUCCACGAUCGCUACCCUGUCCAGGACUGUUGCAGGAGGAAGCUUGCUGGUAAAGGUGUGCUCGUCGUUGGUAGCAGGGGUGGAGUCGGGCGGUGCAUAGUCUCCCAUGAGUUUGAGGAGAUGGAUCCGAGUGUCAAGCACGAGCAGCAAUGGAGGUGUACGACUGGAUCAAAGAAAGACGAUGAUUUUGACUCAUGAAAUUCUUUGGGAAUUUUGUCAGGUGGAUUGGAACCAUCUUCGUCUUAACUGGAAAAUGCGAGAAGAAUGGCCUCUUUUUCCUUGCCUCGCCUCUUAUCUUGCUCACCCACAUAACUUGGCAAUCUCCAUCAAAAACAACAUGGCACUAACACCAUCUCAAUCUAUCAAAAACAAAAGUCAUGUUAAUGGCUGAUGUGGCAUAGAAAUACAUGGCAUGAAGUGUUUUGCA